Messenger RNA from Schistocerca serialis cubense, 1357 nucleotides. RefSeq names its product poly [ADP-ribose] polymerase tankyrase-like. Lineage: Eukaryota; Metazoa; Arthropoda; Insecta; Orthoptera; Acrididae. The record is from RefSeq and is a predicted model, not a curated record. The transcript is spliced from 3 exons. Gene Ontology annotation, cellular component: cytoplasm; nucleus. The coding region runs from base 204 to 1250 and encodes 348 amino acids. Gene Ontology annotation, molecular function: ubiquitin protein ligase binding. Gene Ontology annotation, biological process: proteasome-mediated ubiquitin-dependent protein catabolic process; regulation of proteolysis.
CGCCAAAAUUUGUUUGUUUGUAGGUGAGGUGCGGCACGUGGGACUGUGAGUGAUCUUUGGCUGUCAGGUGUUCAGGUACAACUACAUACAUAGAAGUCUCCAUCCUUUCGGAGAUUGUGCCCAACCGAAAGGUCGGUCGCUACUGGUGCCCGUGUGAAGGGCACGUAAACACAAUACUUAGCAGAUUCUACCGAGGUACUGCAAUGGCAGCGAGAAACUCUAAGGACGGCAGUUUCGCAAGUGACAUGUGUGCUCUGCUAACCUCUCGCGAGGGUGCGGACGUGACUCUGGUGGUUGGUGCCUCGCAGCUGCCGGCGCACAGUCUCGUCUUAGCAGCGAGGAGCCCCGUCUUCGCCGCCAUGUUGCGGAACGACACGAAAGAAGCCGGCAGCCGCCAAAUUGAGAUAACCGACGUGCGGGAAGAUGUGUUGUGGCAGUUGCUGUGUUUUGUGUAUACUGACACAGUUCCGAAACUGGGAAGAAUGGCAGCGGAACUGUUAGGUGCUGCCGAUAAGUACGACCUGCCGUUGCUCAAAAAGAGGUGCGAGGAGCAGCUGGCGCAGGGCCUGAGUGUGGACAACGCUGCCGCCACCUCACUCCUCGCCGUGCUGCACUCGUGUCCGGAGCUCAGAAGUGCCACCGUGGACUUCAUAGUGAGGCACCCUGAGGUGAUGACAUCUGACGGCUGGAUAAAAGUGCUGCGGAACAAUGCAGAGGCUGCAGCUCAAAUUUGCAGUCUGGUGGCGGCGGCAACACCGAAAAACAGGACUUCGUCUGUGGAGCAGACAGAGGACUUGAGCGAGUGGCUGGCAGUGGCAGCCAGAACGGGUGACGUGGGUGAAUUGCGGCGGCUGCUGGCCGCAGGAGCACCCGUCGACGCGAGGGACGGCGCUGGGUGCACCGCCCUGCACCUGGCAGCGAUGGACGCGAAUCCGGAGACGGUCAAGUGUCUGCUGAGUGCAGGGGCUGACAUCAAUGCGAAGGACUCGAGUCUGCAGACGCCUCUGCACGCGGCCGCGUACCGGGGUAACUUGAAAGCGAUGUGGGUGCUGCUGACGUCGUCGGCACAAGUAGACGUUCGGGACCGUUGGGGGAAAACGCCGCUGCACUGGGCUGCUGCCACGAAGCGGGUAGAAGCAGUAAGGGCUCUGUUGCUCGCCGGAGCGAGCAAGAAGGUGAAGGACAACGAAGACAUUACACCUGCGGACACUGCUACCUCGUCCACUAGAGAGCUGUUCAGGAUGUACUAAAUCUGACGUAACUAAGCCCUCUACUUCUGUACCUCUUAAAUGUUACAAUAAAUGUGUAAUUUAUUACUGUUUUUUCCUGUUGUAUCACAGGAAUCUUUGUAAUAAAA